UCGUUGACACCGGAUGUGUUUCUUCCCAGGAUAAAUACACCUUCCGGCCGGGCCGCUGCCUCGGAACCCUCAACUCUAGUUUUCAGAGUCGAUUGUGACCAUGGCUGCUGAGUCUGAUGUUCUGCACUUCCAGUUUGAACAACAAGGAGAUGUGAUCUUGCAGAAAAUGAAUCUUUUAAGACAACAGAAUUUAUUUUGUGAUGUAUCUAUUUAUAUUAAUGACACUGAAUUUCAGGGGCAUAAGGUGAUUUUGGCUGCUUGUUCCACUUUCAUGAGAGAUCAAUUUUUACUCACACAGUCAAAACAUGUCAGAAUCACUAUCUUGCAGAGUGCAGAAGUUGGCAGGAAAUUGUUGCUCUCUUGCUAUACUGGAGCACUUGAAGUUAAGAGGAAAGAACUUUUGAAAUACUUAACUGCUGCCAGUUACCUUCAGAUGGUUCACAUUGUGGAAAAGUGCACAGAAGCUUUGUCAAAAUAUCUGGAAAUUGAUUUCUCCAUGAAAAAUAACAGUCAGCACACUGACCUUUGUCAAUCUUCUGAUCCAGGUGUUAAGAAUGAGGAAGAAAAUUCUGAUAAAGACUGUGAGAUAAUUGAAAUUUCAGAAGACAGUCCUAUAAAUGUAGAUUUCCAUGUCAAAGAAGAAGAAAGCAAUGUUUUACAGCAUCCAGCAGAGAGUUUGACAUCCGAGAGGAAGUCACCAGAGCUGUCUACAGUAGAUACAGGAGAUACAGGUUAUAAAGACAAUGAAAUUUGUAUCCUCCAUGUAGAAUCUGUCAGUACAGCUGAUGUAGAAAAUGGGCAGUUUUCACCACCUUCUACUUCUUCAAAAGCAAGCAUGUAUUUUUCUGAAACACAGCAUUCAUUGAUCAAUUCUACAGUUGAGAGCAGGGUGGCAGAAGUUCCUGAGAAUCAAGGUCAGGGCUUAUUUUGUGAGAAUCUUGAGGAAAGUAGUGGUGUAGUAAAUGAGAUUCAGAAUCUGGAGGAGGGUUAUUCACUGAGGCACCAGUGCCCCAGGUGUCCUCGUGGCUUUCUUCAUGUUGAAAACUAUCUGCGCCAUAUUAAGAUGCAUAAACUGUUCUUGUGCUUACAGUGUGGGAAAACAUUUACACAAAAGAAAAACCUCAACCGUCAUAUUCGAGGACACAUGGGCAUACGACCCUUUCAAUGUUCUGUGUGCUUAAAGACAUUUACUGCUAAAAGCACGCUUCAGGACCACUUAAACAUACACAGUGGGGAUCGGCCAUACAAAUGCCACUGUUGUGAUAUGGAUUUCAAGCACAAAUCUGCUCUCAAAAAGCACUUAACCUCUGUCCAUGGCAGAAGCAGUGGUGAAAAAUUACCUAGACCUAAUCUCAAAAGGCAAACUCUACUAUAAUUAGAAUCACAGAUUUGCUGUAUAAACCGUAGAUCAUUCUGUUCUGCAAGUCUUUCUACGGAAAUGCAGCAUUUGUGAUAAUCCGUUCUUCUCUCCCCCUGCCACUAUCUAAAGGUCUUAUUUUUGGUCUGCUUAUACAUAUUUCUGAAUUUCUAACAGUCUCAAAAUUGUGAGAGGAAUUAUAAAGCUGAUGGGAUUCUGUCACGUCUCAUAUGUAAUAUUUAAAUCCCAUGGUUUAUCUAGAGAAAUAGUGUUCCGCUCUUAUAUUUUCAGUUCUGGUGAGAAAGGGUCCAGCAGUAUUCACAGAUUCUGGUUUGGAGUCUAGAUAAUUGAUUUAAGUGCAGAAUCCAACCUGUAUAAUAACCUUAGUGAAUUAGGGUAACAAGAGAAAAUAAAUUUAAAUACACACUGUUACUAAUCGCUUUAAGAAUGGAUAGCAUUUUAAUCAAAUGCUCUUGAAUUCUUUUCAUUCUUUUAUUUUCCUUUAUAAGAGAGAAGGGAGAGAGAGAGAGAGAGACAGGUAUUUUUGGCAGAGUCAUCAUGUUGCAAUUGUGUUUCUUCCUGUCAAGUAGCUUAGAAUUCCAGGCAUGUUAACUUAGCCCUGGUAACAAGCCAGGCCCCCAUGCAUGUUCCACCUUCCUCAAUAAUGGCAUUUUCUGUGUACCACUGCAGCUACACCCUCUUGGGUUCUAAACACUAAGGUACCU
Messenger RNA from Tupaia belangeri chinensis (Chinese tree shrew), 2082 nucleotides. RefSeq names its product zinc finger and BTB domain containing 6 (gene ZBTB6). Gene Ontology annotation, biological process: regulation of transcription by RNA polymerase II. The coding region runs from base 101 to 1375 and encodes 424 amino acids. Lineage: Eukaryota; Metazoa; Chordata; Mammalia; Scandentia; Tupaiidae. The transcript is spliced from 2 exons. Gene Ontology annotation, molecular function: protein binding; DNA-binding transcription factor activity, RNA polymerase II-specific; RNA polymerase II cis-regulatory region sequence-specific DNA binding. The record is from RefSeq and is a predicted model, not a curated record.